AUGGGGAUCAAAAACUGUUUCGGAAAACGGAAAAAAAGGCAGUCGCGUCCUCUGCCGACAAAACAGCCUGGCGUGGUGAUUUAUGCUGAUGCCCAAACAAGUCAAAGUAACCAAGAAGGAGCACAUUCCAGCACAUCUCAUAACACCAAUGACUCGAUCAUCGAUCAAACAAGCAUCAGCGCCCCCCUCAAACGUUCCGAGGACCCCCAAGUCCAGGUUAUAUCGCCCAAAUUGGAAAAUGUUCCUAUCCGACAGCUCUGGAAUGUGGCAUACGAAACACUGCGACAGGAAGACGCCGCACUUAUUGAGGAAUAUGAGAAUAAGUUACAAGGCAGCGUCGUCGCCGGUUUAAGCGAUAACCUUCAAUCGAAAGUGAAUAUACAAGAACGGAUGUGGGCGAUACUUCAGAGCAAAAUGGACAACGUCAAUAAAAACAAGCUCAAGUUCGGCAGCUCCAAAGUCACAGUUGAAGAUGUUUCAAAGCUUCUUUUGAAUGUUGUCAACUCCGCCAAUAGCUUCAUCAGCCAAGCUGUGAGCGCCAGCCCGCCUGCUUCAAUAGCUUGGGCCGGUGUUAGCUUUUUGCUACCGUUAUUUAUGAACAUUUCAGCUCAAAGUAUUGCCUUGGCAGAAGGGUUAGCAUACAUCUCGUCUCUUAUCGCGCAGAGUCAGAUGAGAGAGGAACUUUACAACAAGCGCUAUGAGUUACAAAUUGGGAACCACGAGGACUUUCAGCAAUCGCAUCACGAAUAUAAAGCUGCCUUGGAGCGACUCUAUAGGCAAAUCUUGAAAUUUCAGGCUAAAAGCUGCUGUUACUACUCAAAUACGUCAGCCCUUCGCCACACCCUUGAUGCUGUCAACUGGAAUGGCUGGGAUCAAUUAGUUAACGACGUUCGCGAACGAGAGAAAAGCUUUACCGCAAUCGAAGGGCUUUGGCGUGAUAUGCAGAAUCUCGAGGAACGUUUGGCAACUGAGAGUGCAGAAUCAAAAAAAGAGCGCGAGGAACUAUUGGCGUGGCUCUGUAAUAUUGAUCACUCGUCAUUGUACAACACUGCACGCGAAAGGUAUGAAGCUGGCACCAAUGAAUGGCUUGUCAAGCAUAGUGAAGAGUUUAGGAGGUGGGAAAGAACUGCUUGCUCCUUACUUUGGCUUCAUGGGAAAGCCGGCUCUGGGAAAUCCGUUCUAAGCUCUUCGGUUAUCGGCUAUCUCAAAGAAAAAUAUACAUCAAAGCGCUCAACAGUUCUCGCUUACUUCUAUUAUAGCUUCAGCGACAUUAAUAAGCAAACAACAAAUGUAAUGCUGGCUUCACUUAUUAAACAGAUAUAUUCUCGACAGACCGACCUCCGGUUAAUCAAGCAUCUCGAAGAUUAUAAAAUAAGAGGCGAGCGUCCUGAUACUAAAACUCUCGAAGCAACUCUUUUAGCUUCUUUCUCAGGGCUCUCUGACGUCUUUAUUGUUAUUGAUGGUUUAGACGAAUGCCCACUACUUGGCAAUCAAAGGCAAACCCUAUUAAGGACAUUAUCCAGCAUUUUUUCAGAGGCAAAUGCACCAAAAAAUCUUCAUGUUUUCAUGACAAGCCGCAAAGAACAGGAUAUUGACCUCAAAAUACGCGCUCUUUUAUCUCUACCGGCGAGACAGGAGAUUGAUCUAUUGGCCCGACAGGACACUCUGGAUAAUGAUAUCUGCCAAUAUAUCAACUCAACUCUAGCGACUGAUGAUUUCAUGUCUUGGAAAGAUGACGUAAAGGAAGAGGUACGACAGGCACUUAUUAAAAAGGCGGACAGCAUGUUUCAAUAUGUCCGAUUUCAGCUUGAAAUACUCCAAGAAAUUUCAUCGCCAGCUGAAAUUCGCGAGGCUCUCUUAGACCUUCCUGUCGGCCUUGAUGCAACGUAUGAUCGAAUUCUUGAAAAUAUUAAUGCUAAAUUCCGAGGCCGAGUUAUAAACUCGUUAAAGUGGCUAGCAUUCUCAAGAGAAGUCCUUAACAUUGAACAGCUUACGGAAAUAUUCAUUAUCAAUCCCAACGACAAUAUCGCCUUUGAUGAGCAAAUGCGCCUUUCUUCCCCUAUGGAUGUAUUGAAAUAUUUCUCCGGCUUAGUUAUAUUUUCACGAGUACAGUACGGCCCUGCAAAAGUUCGCCUAGUCCAUUUUUCCGCCAAAGAGUAUUUGACUUCCAGCAGAAUAGAGAACCGGCCUACCUCAGCCUUCUCCUUCACUGAAAUCAACGCUCAUGAACACAUUGUGCGUUCAUGUCUCGCCUACCUCACAUAUUUGGACACCAUAAUUGAAAAAUACACUGAAUUCAAUAAAAUGGGCGUGGAAAGGGCGUAUCCCUUGAUACAGUAUGUGGCAGAUAACUGGGCGCUCCACCUUGAGGAGAUACCACGUGCAUCAUGGUCGGCCAAGGUCUUACGUGAGGCGAGACUUGCGCUUGCAACAGGCAGCCAAAGCCUAUUCACUCAACUGGUUAUGAAAUAUAGCUCUUCGAAUAAUAUGUACAUGUUGAUGAAGCCAUAUUGCUACACAGCUCAGCAUGGCUUUCUUCAGCUAACCGAGACGUUACUCUCCCAAGAGCUUGGUGCAAAUAAGUAUUUGACUCAAGAAGACCUGGACUUUGGGCUCCAGCAUGCAGCUUAUGGGGGGAACACAGACAUGGCGCAGCUCUUUCUCGAAGCAGGUGCCAAAGUCAGUGUGUACUAUGGCAAAUCUAAAUGGUAUUCAGCACUGCAUGCCGCUGCGAGUGGCAGCCAUCCUAACAUCCUUGAGUUUUUGAUAGCACAUGGGGGAGCUGAUUUCAACGCUUACACGUCCUUGCUACCAUUGGUCAGCCGCCGCGACACGAAAAGCGUCAAUUUUCUCCUCGACCAUGGAGUCAACAUCGAUGCACAGGAUGGACACCAACGGACAGCGCUUCACUCGGCAAUAAGAAACGGAGAUUCCAAGAGAAUUAGUCUACUGCUACAAAAGGGAGCUAACGUCAAUGUUUUGAGUGGAACAGUCGGCACGCCGCUCCAUGCAGCAUGCACCUUACGGUACGAUGAUUUGCACCUCUCACCGAGUAUUGGCUACAUCCAAAUGCUGUUGCACCACGGCGCAGACCCCAAUAUCCGGGCUGGGGAGUAUGCCACGGCGAUACAGGCUUUGUGCUACACUGGGCUGAGCAAUGACUACAUCGAACACAAAGAAAUAGAGACAAUACUGAUACCGCUAUUGAUCAAGCACGGGGCUGAUGUGAGUGCUCAAGGGGGCAAGUACGGGACGGCACUACACGCGGCAGCGGCAGCAUCGCUGUAUUCUAAACACGCAGAUUGCGUGAUGCGGCUGCUCCUUGAUAAUGGCGCCAAAGUUGAUCAGCCGGGCGGCGACAUCUGGGGAACUGCGCUGCAACUUGCCUGUAGCGAAGGAACGAUGGAGGCGGUGCGAUUUCUCCUCGAUCACGGGGCCGAUGUCAAUGCUCAAGGCGGCAGUCGGUUCGGUACACCACUCCAAGCUGCUGCAUGGAGAGAAAAUGGGGUAUCGUGGGAAAUCUAUUGCCAGUCUUCACUGGAGGAAAAAAUCAGUAAUAAUUUUACACUGCAGAACAAAAUCCAGAUCCUGGAAUUGCUUUUAAGCAAAGGUGCCAGGGUGAAUCAACAGGGCGGAGAAUGGGGAUCGGCUCUGCAGGCUGCUUGCCGGCAUCCAAAUGUGGAAGUGCUACGCUUACUCCUCGACCACGGUGCCGACGUCAAUGCGAGCGGUGGCAUGAAUGGACCGGCGCUCACGAUUGCAUGCAGUGUCAAUGAAUUCGAGGGGAUGGCGCGUAGCAGAGAGUGUAUUCAGCUGCUUCUGGGUUGUGGCGCUCAUGUAAACGCGCAGAGUGAAGAGAAUGGAACUGCACUGGCGGCUGCCUGUGGCGUUUACUUGAGAGACGUGGAGCGCGUGCAGUUGCUGUUGAGCCACGGCGCCGACGUGAAUGCCCAAUGUGGUAAAUACGGGACAGCGCUCAUGGCUGCCUGUCAAGAGGGCGAGGACAGAUACGACCAGCAACGGACAGCUGCUUGUCGUGGAGAGGACAGAUACGGCCAGCUACGGACAGCUCUUUAUCGUGGAGAGGAUGGUAGAUGUAUUGAUUUCUACUCCCAAGGCUCAGUGCCUGUGGCGCAAUUGCUGCUUGAUCGCGGCGCUGAUGUGAAUGCUCUAGGAGGAAUACAUGGGACAGCGCUCUCGGCUGCUUGUAGCUGGAGCCACUCUGAGCUGGUGCAACUGCUGCUUGAACACGGGGCAGAUAUCCAUCUCCAGGAUUGUGCUGCCUGGCACGAGGCCGCACGUUGCGCGGUCUUUCGCUGUGGUGGCGAUAUGGCUCUUCUGGCUCUCCUGAAUCACGGCAUGCAUGUCAACCAUGUAAACCAAGACUACGGCACAGCUCUUCAUGCCAUCAUGGGGGAAUAUGAGUUUGCACCUGAAGGCACUACUAUACAUGAAUAUUGUGGGGCAUUCUAUAAGCACGGUAGGUAUGAUAAAAGUGCUGCUGAGGGCGAAAAUUGGCGCAGAAGCUUUGACAUCUUGAUCAAGCAUGGUAUGGACACCAGCAUCGUGAGCGAGAGGCUGGGCUCCGCGCUAUACGUGGCAUGUGAGACGAAGCUCGACGGGGUACACAAAAAUUCGAGCCAUUGGCAUCGGGGCUGUGCGAAUAUUAAUUGCACAUCUCGCAAAACGAAAUACCUCCUCGAACAAGUCCCUGACAUCGAUGUAAAUGUACGAGGCGGGAUAUUUGGCUCACCCCUCCAAGCAGCCGCGUAUUCAGGCCAGGCCUUGUCAGUGAAGAUGUUGUUGGACAGAAAAGCCAGCGUCAACGUACGCGGGGGAAAGUAUAGGAGUGCAUUGAACGGAGCUAUUAUCGGCGACCAUUGGGACAUCGUCGAGGUUCUUCUUGAAGCUGGCGCGACGCCUGACUGCGACUUGGAAGAAGAACCUGAUGAAGAGUGGCUUCAGACGGUUCUCAAAGAAGAAGGGCGAGGGGCCGUUGAGAGAUAUAGGAAAUUUUGGAACGUGGAGAUGGAGAAGAAAAGCGAAGAGAUUCACGAUCUAUCUAAAGGUUUUGUCUACUCUUGA
Messenger RNA from Trichoderma atroviride IMI 206040, 5085 nucleotides. NCBI's taxonomy places the organism in Eukaryota, Fungi, Ascomycota, Sordariomycetes, Hypocreales, Hypocreaceae. The record is from RefSeq and is a predicted model, not a curated record.